Molecule: messenger RNA, 2334 nt
Organism: Aspergillus wentii DTO 134E9
Lineage: Eukaryota; Fungi; Ascomycota; Eurotiomycetes; Eurotiales; Aspergillaceae
Product: putative GTPase activating protein for Arf
Exons: 4
Coding region: 1-2334 (777 amino acids)
Biological process (GO): endocytosis; intra-Golgi vesicle-mediated transport; endoplasmic reticulum to Golgi vesicle-mediated transport
Cellular component (GO): Golgi apparatus
Molecular function (GO): protein binding; GTPase activator activity
Source: RefSeq, a predicted model, not a curated record
AUGGUGGCCGGCAUCAGCAAACGACAGCAGUUCCGCAAUGAGAAAGCAUUGCAGGAUCUCAUCCGGUCUGUUCCUGGCAAUGACCGAUGCGCAGAUUGUGAUGCGUUGAACCCAGGAUGGGCAAGUUGGAACAUGGGCAUUUUCCUUUGCAUGCGGUGCGCAACUCUGCAUCGCAAGCUGGGCACUCACAUCUCCAAGGUUAAAUCCUUGAGCAUGGACAGUUGGUCGUCGGAUCAGGUCGAUAACAUGAAGUCGCACGGAAACAAUCUUAUGAACAAGAUCUUUAACCCUAAGAACAUCAAGCCCCCGAUCCCCGUUGAUAUCGACGAGGCCGACUCGUGCAUGGAGCGAUACAUCCGGCAGAAGUACCAACACCGGUCCCUGGAGGAUGGGAAGCCGAAGCCCCCUAGCCGUCAUGAUUCCGGUUACACCAGAUCGCCCGAGGGCUCGCCGCCGCCUCUGCCUCCCAAAACUGGCAAAUUCUUUGGCUUUGGUCUCCGGACUGCCUCUUCCACUUCCAACUUGCGUCGACAAUCGGUUGCCAAAGCUUCCUCGCCGCGAUCUGAAAGGCAUGACUCGCCGCCUCCGGUUCCCAUGAAUACUGCGUCCCGGGGCUUUGGGGCUGCUGUGGGAGACAUGACUGGCGCUUCCUUCGAGGGGAAGCUGAUCGCUUUGAGAGAAAUGGGAUUCCCCGAUGACCGACGAAACGCCACCGUCCUCAGAGGCCUCAAUGGUGACCUCGAGAGAGCAGUUGAAUCUCUGACACGACUGGGUGAGGGAGGUAUGCCUGCGUCGCGGGCCAGAACCCCGGUGCCGGCAGCAACAACUGUGACUGGUGGAAGUGACGGGGCCAUCAAGAGAGAUACAUCUUUCAACCCAUUUGAUCAGUUGGAUUCCAAGCCUCCAAGCCAGCCAACUGGGAGCUCAUAUAACCCCUUUGACGUGCCAACCCAACAACCGGCCUCCGCACAUCCCUCUUCUGCGCAUAAUCUCGAAGCAUCUUUCCAGAAUCUGCAGGUGUCCCAGCCGUUGUUCCCUCAUUCUACCGGAGGUUAUCCUACCCAGCAGCAUUCUCUUCCUCAGCCGCUCUACCAACAGUCAGCCACUCCUCCAGUUACUUCGACAUUUUCUCAAAGUUUUGUCUCAUCGCCUCAGUCUUUUGAUGCUGGUAACAACCCCUUCUUUCAGCAAACACAGGCUCAGGCCGGCUUCAACCAGCCCUCCAACCAAAACCUGGGCGUUCCGCAGACGAACCCUUUCUUCAACCAGGGUUCUCAAAACUCCAUGCAGCAGCCGCAGAGUCAGCUAUCGGCAGUAGGAUCGGUUCCAACGAUUGCAGCCCCCAACCCGCCGCGACAUGCCAAUACCAUGCCGGCAUUUUCGUCGACAUCGCCAUUUGGGCCAGCUUCUCCGUUCCAGCAGCAGCAACAGGCCCAACAGGCCCAACAGUCGCACCUUCAACCUCCGUCAACAUCGCCAUUUGGGCCGGUCCAGCAACAGCAGGUCCAACCUCAGUCCACAUCACCCUUUGGACCGGUACAGCCGCAGCUCCAGCCUCAGUCAACAUCGCCAUUUGGACCAGUUAAGCCGCAACAGCCGCAGCUCCAGCCCCAGUCCACAUCGCCGUUUGGACCGGUCCAGCAACAGCCUCAGACUACAUCGCCAUUUGCACCGGUUCAGCAACAGCAGGUCCAACCUCAGUCUACAUCACCAUUUGGUCCGAUUCAGCCCCAGCAAACACAGCCUUUCCAGCAAGCUCAAUCAGCUUUCCCGGGCCAGAGUCCGAAUAAUCCUUUCCAGUCUAUGACCGCGCCAACUACCCCUCAGAGUGCAGGAUUCCAAACGCAAUUUCAAUCCCAAUUGCAGCCUGGAUUCCAGCAACCCCAGCAAUUGACUCCUCAGGCAACUGGUCGCGUGGACAAGUCAAGCAUUCUUUCCUUGUAUGGGCUCUCUCCCGCACCGUCGGUGCCCACCCAGCAGCCACAAACAAUCAGCCCGGUUCCUGGAUUGACACCGUCAAUCGGCUCAACGCCCCAGUCUCAAGCGGCAUCCACACCACAACAGCCCCAACCACCAUCCGCAGGCUUCGCAGCGGCUGGAUCUCGCAACCCAUACAUGAGUACAUCGCCAGGAAUGCCGCAGCCAGGUUUUCCAGCACAGCCUCAGCCCUCACAGUCUGGUCUUGGAAUUGGGAUGGGCGUGAAGGCCCCUCAGCCGACAACUGGCCCUUUCUCACGAAGCCACAUGAGCCAACAGAGUGUAGAUAUCAGCGGAUUACAAAAUGGACGACACAGUCCGGAUGCAUUUGCCAGUUUGAGUGCACGCUACGGUUAA